AUGGCCUUCCCUGCAGACGAGUCCAAGCUUGUCUCAAUUUUCAUCCAAACUCUGCUAUACGGGGCGUAUGUUGUCGUGUUUGCUCUGACAGCAACAGUAUGGGUGCUUGUCUACAAACGUCCGCCACGGGAGCCCCUCAACACGACGAUGCUCACCAUUUCCAUCGUUAUGUUCGUGCUCGCAACCAUGCAUAUCGGGGUCAACUAUACCAGAAUUAUCAAGGCAUUCAUCGAAUUUAGAAACGAGCCCGGGGGACCGGCGGCGUUCUUCAACCAGCUUUCCGAAUUCACGCAGAUCUUUGGUAGCACUAUCUACGUCGCACAAACCUUAGUCGGAGACAGUGUUGUCUUAUAUCGGUGCUACCUGGUCUGGGAACGCAGACUCAUAGUGAUCGCGUUUCCGUUUGUACUUCUCCUUGGUAGCACAACAUGUGGGGUUGGCAUUCUAUAUUCGUUUGCAAAGGUUGUCCCCGAGGCCGAGAUCUUCGUUACCGAGCUUCAAGACUGGAUCGUCUCAUUCUUUUCGCUAACACUCACCACGAAUAUAAUAUGCACUGCACUCGUCGCAGCACGAAUUUGGUUGCUAAACCGAUCAAUUAUGAGCUUCGCAGCGCACAGCUAUAAACCAAUUAUUAUUCUCGUCAUUGAAUCGGGUGCCGUCUACUCCGCGACGUUACUCGCCCUUCUCAUCUUGUACAAAGCUGGAUCCUGGUUCCAAUAUGUUCUAUUAGAUGCUAUUUCUCCCAUCGUUGGCCUUGUAUUCUCGAUGAUCAUCGUGCGAAUCGGAUUGGGAAUUACUUCUCUCGGCGGUCCUACACAGCCUCACGGGGAGCUUCGAGUCAGACGAAUACCUUUGGCCGUGUACGAUUACAGUUUAAUCGGCACCCUCAUUCGUCGUUAG
Molecule: messenger RNA, 900 nt
Organism: Fomitiporia mediterranea MF3/22
Lineage: Eukaryota; Fungi; Basidiomycota; Agaricomycetes; Hymenochaetales; Hymenochaetaceae
Exons: 11
Coding region: 1-900 (299 amino acids)
Source: RefSeq, a predicted model, not a curated record